Colossoma macropomum (tambaqui) is the source of this 2334-nucleotide messenger RNA. RefSeq names its product zinc finger, FYVE domain containing 27 (gene zfyve27). The record is from RefSeq and is a predicted model, not a curated record. NCBI's taxonomy places the organism in Eukaryota, Metazoa, Chordata, Actinopteri, Characiformes, Serrasalmidae. Gene Ontology annotation, molecular function: metal ion binding. Gene Ontology annotation, biological process: vesicle-mediated transport; endoplasmic reticulum tubular network formation; positive regulation of axon extension. The transcript has 13 exons. Bases 214 to 1482 code for a protein of 422 amino acids. Gene Ontology annotation, cellular component: growth cone membrane; endoplasmic reticulum tubular network.
UUACGGAAGAAGCUCACUAAAGCGGCUGGCUACGGUCUCCAAAACUGACCCCUAUUUUAGUGUAAAUUUAGUGGAUUUAACGCAUAUUUACAUCUUUUUGACCGCCGUGGAUCGAUCUGGAUGGGGACGAGUGUGUUGAGACACCAUUAGAGUUCGUGCAGGAGGUUAAAAAUAGAGGGAAAAGGUGAAGGUGAAUCUGUCCUGUAGGUGAGGAUGCAGGAGGCUGUGCAGGGGGGUGGGGAUCGAGGCGAUGUGGCCCAGCCGCCUGCGAAAGAUGGCCCUACCUUGGAUAUCAGCACCGAGCCAGUAGGUCCCCGAGUGGUGACCUUUGACCUUCUCAACAUGGUGGUCUCCUACAAGCGGAUGGCCAUUUUUUUGGAGCCGGUAACGGACGCGCUGGAGGUGUUGCGCUACCUGCUGGGAUGGAGAAUGCCUCUCUGUUCUCUGCUGUGCUGCCUCCUCCUGAACAUCCUCUUCAUCACUCUGACUGAAGUGGCUUGGUUCUCCCUGUUCCUGAUGGUGGUUACUGUCCCCGCUGUUCUGGGUUACCUUGGCGACCGUUGCCAGGGUGUUGCUAGUGAGACGGCUGUGCAGAAGAAGAAGCAUUUCGCGGUUCAGCGCAGAGAACUGCAGACCGUCCACAUGAGCCGCCAGGAGGCCAUGCUGGAGGUCAAGGGCCUGCUGAAGCGACUGGACGACCUCCUGACCCAGGCAUGCGUUUAUGCAGAAUCUGCCUAUAAGAUCUUAUACUGGGAGAGUCACGCGUCUUCUUCUGUGUUUUACGGUUUCCUGUUGAUGACUGUGUGUUUGCUGUACACCGCUCCUGUGGGUUGGAGUCUGUCUGUGAUCAACAGCGCCCUCUUCCUGUGGAACAGAGACUUCUGCAGAGUUGUUCUGCAGCUGAAGGAGUUUUUCCACCCGACUCCAUCACAGCCGGCAGACGGAGAGACCGAAAAGAGUGAAACAGAACUGGGAAACUUACUGGACCGGACCCCGACUCCCACCAGCCUGGAGGAUCUCUCACCAGGUAGUGUAGAGGAGGCUGAGGAGGCGGAGCCUGACGAGGAGUUUAAAGACGCCAUAGAGGUGUUGCCUGCAGUAAUCGGGCUGACCAAAGCCCUGUGGAGACGCAUGGCUCAUAAGGAUGAUGAGGAGGUGUCUGUGGGCAGUGCUGACUAUGACUCCGUAUCUGAUAACGGCUUGUUGAGCAGGAACGAGCCCAUACGCAGCAAAGUAUCCAAACUAACAGAGAAGCUCCGCAAGCGUGUGCCCACCAACCCCACCGGUAACUGCUCGAGCUGUGCUGCAGCGUUCUCUGUGUUGAAGAAGAGGAGGUACUGCACUAACUGUGGCGUUAGCUUCUGUUCUCGCUGCUGCUCCUACAAAGUGUUCAAGUCCAGUAUGGGAGCCACAGCUCCAGAGGCACAGAGAGAGACAGUGUUUGUGUGUGCUAUGUGUAACGCCGCACUCAGCAGCAAGUAGGACCUGCGUCCCAUAAUAAUAACCCAUUCCCUCCAUCGUACCUCGGCAAAAAUCUCCUCAGCAACAGGAGCUGCGGGUGGAGCCUGACGUGCUCCAGUUCCGGAGGUUAAUGUCUUUUAGUCCCAAGUUGCUAAAACUGAGCUUUUUUGCUUCCUGCCUCCAACAUGCCCCGUCUCCCCUCUUCCUUAUAUAUUCCUCAGAAAGUUCACCAACAUUACUGCCAUGGCUGCUUUCGCUAUUGUGGCAGCAGAAGCUUCAGCGAGUCACUCCAUCAGGCCCUGUGAAAACAUGACGGUUAGUAUGCUCUCUUUGGUGAAUCCAGGUAUCAUCUUGGGGCGGUUACGCUGCUGUUUUAGCAGUACUUGAACUGGACUUUUAGUUUAGGGUGAAGCCCAAUAGGAGUAUAAGGCUUCUCAAAGCAGGUGGCCUCAAACUGGACUCUGGUUUGGUGACGACUGGACCUACUGGACACUUCAAAAGCCCUUUUAAUUCAUCCCGAAGACCAAAACCCGCAUUACUUACUCUUAUCACAUCAUCUACAUCAUCUACAUCAUCGUCUAUGUGACGUCAUGUUUGUGGAAUCAUCAGCUACUACUGUGACAUCACCUUCCAGGAUCAUCAGCCGCCAUUGUGACACGGUGUUCCGUGAUCUGCAGCAGUUAUGACAUCAUUGCCUGUCAGAACCAUUGUGACGUCAUCUGCUGUGAGGAUUCCAAGGACUGUUCCUCAAACCAGGGUCUUAACUGUUCAAGCAGCUGCACUGUAUUUAUUUGAAGGUCUACGUUUGACACAGUUCUGAAGCAGAACUUGGAGGGAGAGAAGUUGUAAGAGACACUGUGUCUGUUACAAAGA